Messenger RNA from Hippoglossus stenolepis (Pacific halibut), 3795 nucleotides. It is a transcript of the gene stk38a, whose product is annotated as serine/threonine kinase 38a. The coding region runs from base 120 to 1532 and encodes 470 amino acids. Gene Ontology annotation, biological process: intracellular signal transduction; peptidyl-serine phosphorylation. Gene Ontology annotation, molecular function: ATP binding; protein serine/threonine kinase activity. The record is from RefSeq and is a predicted model, not a curated record. Lineage: Eukaryota; Metazoa; Chordata; Actinopteri; Pleuronectiformes; Pleuronectidae. The transcript is spliced from 14 exons.
CUGCUUUGACACGGUUUAGCCACUAGGGGUCAUGCUGAGUUGUGACUGAUGGUGACACGCAGCACUCAGUGACACAGAGGAAGAGACGGCAGGCACCGCACCUUCGACCAAGGUAAAGCAUGGCGAUGACCGGCCAGAGCUCAUGCUCCUCCAUGAGUAACCACACUAAGGAGCGGGUCACUAUGGCCAAAGUGACCCUGGAGAACUUCUACAGCAACCUUAUUGCCCAACAUGAGGAGAGAGAGAUGAGACAGCAGAAGCUGGAGAAAGUGAUGGAUCAGGAGGGCUUGGCUGAUGAAGAGAAACGUAUUCGGCGCUCUCAGCAUGCAAGGAAAGAGACAGAGUUUCUGCGUCUGAAACGAACUCGUCUGGGUCUGGAAGACUUUGAGUCCCUGAAGGUGAUUGGCCGAGGAGCUUUUGGAGAGGUCCGUCUGGUUCAGAAGAAAGACACCGGUCACGUAUAUGCCAUGAAGAUCCUCCGUAAAGCUGACAUGCUGGAGAAAGAACAGGUUGGUCAUAUUCGUGCUGAGCGCGAUAUUCUGGUAGAGGCAGACAGUCUGUGGGUUGUCAAGAUGUUCUACAGCUUCCAGGAUAAGAUGAACCUCUACCUCAUCAUGGAGUUCCUGCCUGGAGGUGACAUGAUGACUCUGCUGAUGAAGAAAGACACUCUGACAGAAGAAGCCACUCAGUUCUACAUAGCAGAGACAGUGCUGGCCAUCGAUUCCAUCCACCAGCUGGGCUUCAUCCACCGAGACAUCAAACCAGACAACCUGCUGCUGGACUCCAGGGGUCACGUGAAGCUGUCUGACUUUGGUCUGUGCACUGGGCUGAAGAGGGCUCACCGCACUGAGUUCUACAAAAACCUGAACCACAGCCUGCCCAGUGACCUCAGUAAGCAAACCUUCCAGAACAUGAACUCCAAGAGGAAAGCAGAGACCUGGAAGAGGAACAGGAGGCAGCUGGCUUUCUCCACAGUGGGAACACCAGACUACAUCGCUCCAGAGGUCUUCAUGCAAAAUGGAUACAACAAGCUCUGCGACUGGUGGAGCCUGGGAGUCAUCAUGUAUGAGAUGUUGAUCGGUUACCCUCCGUUCUGCUCUGAGACGCCUCAGGAGACGUACAGGAAAGUGAUGAACUGGCGAGAGACGCUCACCUUUCCCCCAGAAGUUCCCAUAUCAGAAAAGGCCAAAGACCUCAUCCUCAGGUUCUGUUGUGAGGAGGAGCACAGGAUCGGGGCUGUAGCUGUCGAAGAGAUAAAGUCCAAUCCUUUCUUUGAGGGCGUGGACUACGACCAUAUCAGGGAGAGACCUGCUGCCAUUCCCAUCGAGAUCAAAAGCAUCGACGACACCUCCCAUUUUGAUGAGUUCCCUGAUUCCGAUAUCCUCACACCAACAGCCACCCCAGUGUCCAACCAGACUGAGGUUGACCUGAAGAACAAGGACUGGGUCUUCAUCAACUACACAUACAAACGCUUCGAAGGCCUGACCGCCCGAGGAGCCAUACCGUCCUACAUGAAGUCAGGAAAGAGAUGAGCACCUUCAACUGGCUUUUAUCCGACACCGCCACGAAACCUGAAUGAGUCGUCCAAACCCCUGAACUUCAGCCCUGAAGGAGAACGCUUCCUGUUCUCAGCGGUACCUGACUGAUGAGGAUUCUCGUCACAGGACUUUGCAAAUAAUAAAGGGGCUCAAUUACAUCCAUUGCUUUCCACCAUAGGAACUGCUGCCUUCAUCUCCGCAGGUCUUCUCUUUCUCUGAUGCUUCCGAGGGUACCUCUCUACUUCCUGCUUAUACCUGAGAACAGAACUGUGGGAUUAAAGUGAUUCUCUCCACUUGCCUUUUCCACCAGUGGAUGCAGUGGGAGGUCUUCACUCCUGAUACCAGCAUCAUCUACAUUCCCUCUCUAUAAACCAGCAGCAGUCUGUUGCACCUACCAGGGGUUCUUGUUCUAAAUCAGGACAUCCACUCGGCUCACUGCUUUAUGUUGACUUGUCAACUCAGACGUUGCGUUCAGCUGUCACUUGAAGUGAACUAGGUGCUCUUCAGGGAUUCUGUCCAAAUGUUUCUCGUUUCCUCUAAGAGCUCAGUGCUGCUGGCUCUUUCAGACGAUCCAACCAAAGACUUUCUGCUUCAUCUCUCUGACACGUCACGUCCUUAAACUUAGAUUUUUAGUCCUUUUAUAGACUAGUGCUAGGAAUAUUUGCUUGUUGAUAAGUGUGAAUAUGAGAAUGAUGCAUUUUGUGAGAAACAAAACACAAGAGUCUUGUUACAUUUACAUUUGACAUUAUGUUCAAUUACCUUGAGCACCUUAUGUGAUGUCUGAUCAGUAAAGUCAGGCCCAUUGGUUUGUUUGGAUUGGUGUUUUCAUUCGACCGGAUAAGAAAACUUUCCCCACAAAUGUCUGCAUUGGAAUAUUUUAAUGCCACAAACUUGUCAUAUGUCAGUACAUCUUCCCAUUCAAACUUAAAUUAAAGCAGAUGAAUGGAUAUAUUAAUAGAACUGCUGAACUCACUGCAGCCACCAAGACAGAGCGUCAGCUCGACUUGCUGCAUUAAUGUAACGCCGCAGAAAAACCGGGGACAAUAGUUCUAGAUUCAAAAUCUUCAGCCUUGCGAGAAUAAAUAAUUGUUUCAUGACAAAUGGCCUCAAAUGAUCCUGGAUGAAGAGAAACAAUUCUGCUUGUUAAUGUUAGCCCCCCCCCCCUUCACCUCUGCUUCAGCUGCUACAUUCACAAGACAUUGAAAUGUUUUGGUUGAUAACCGUAUGUUGAGAUUUUUUUCUUUAAUAUAUUUUGAUGUGUAAUAGCAUAAUUGUUCAUUCCUGAGGUCAGGAUGUUUGAACUUUCAAAUCUGGGAGCACAGGGCUUAACAUUUUCCAGUGAACACAAUAUCCAAAAUGCUGUCAUUUAAAAUGAAUGUAAAUUAAGUUUUAUGGAGUCGUGGAGAAGAAGUUCCUCCUUUUUUUUUUUGCCACAAUAAUUUUAAAAUGGUGUUUGUGUGACUGGUCUGGACCUUUUAUUUUCCUCUUCGUCCUGAUCUGAGGUGCAACUAGAAGAACAUUUCUCCUUUCCCAGGAGAAAAUAUGAAACGUUUGGAAUGUGACAAUAUUGACACCAUAAAUUGAAUCAUUUAGCCUCUUACAUGGUUGAAAUUUAUCGAAAAAAAGAUUCAUGAAGUCAAAUUAUAAGCUACUCUUGUAGGUUUGACUCACUAAGUCCAAAUUGAAUCAUAUUGGUAAGUCAGAAUUGUUUUUUAGUUUAUAUCACAUUUUGAUAUAUGUAUAUAUAUAUUUUGUAAGAUUGACAUUAAUUUUAAAUACACAGUUUUGACUUAAAUCAGACCAAGUAUUUUAUAAUUUUGACUUUUAAAAAAAUGACAUUUUGUUCUCUUUAACAUUUUCUCACGUUUUCCCUGUUUGUGGCAGGAAUGCUCUUCUGUAUGCACCAGCUCAGUCUGAAGGUUUUCCUUAUCGUCUGUUGUAAAAAGCCUCUUCAGGUAGUGUGUAGAUGAAGCUCAGCACGUUGUAACACGUUGUAGAAAAGCACACAAGGAGCUUUUUUCUUUGACUAUUAUUGGAAUGCUCCUGCUCCGCAUGCUUUGACCAGACAGCAGAUGAGUCUGAUUCCAGCAGCAGAGCAUGUGGUCUGGUUUCAUGAUGCCACUUGGUGGGUGAGUGAAUGAGAUUUCAGAUAGUGCGUGUGGAUGUUUUCAUGAUCUGGAGAAACGAUGCAAUGUUCUCCACAUGCAAUGCUCAGAUGUGUGUAUGCUGUAGCACAUGUGACCUGAGAGUGAGAAGG